Messenger RNA from Striga asiatica, 1099 nucleotides. The record is from the annotation of a GenBank genome assembly. NCBI's taxonomy places the organism in Eukaryota, Viridiplantae, Streptophyta, Magnoliopsida, Lamiales, Orobanchaceae.
UAGUAAACUAGUGGAAGAGAAUGGGGAGGAGGUGGGGAGUUGUAGUAAUAGGAAUGAGGUGGUGAUGAGUUUGGUGGAGGUGGAGGAGAUUUGUGGUAGUAAGCUGGUGGUGGUGGAGAUUUGUAAUAAUAAGCUGGUGGCAAUGGUGACAUCAUCGGUGGGGGUGGAGAUUUAUAGUAAUAAGGUGGUGGUGGAGACUUUAUCGGUGGAGGAGGAGAUUUGUAAUAGUAAGCUGGCGGCGGUGGUGGAGGUGGGGAUUUAUAGUAGUAAGAAGGAAGGGAAGCCUUUACUGGUGGCGGAGGAGAUUUGUAGUAGUAAGUCGGCGGUGGUGGUGACUUGGCUGGUGGAGGGGGUGACUUUACUGGUGGCGGAGGAGAUUUGUAAUAGUAAGCAGGUGGUGGUGGUGACUUGGCCGGCAGAGGUGGAGAUUUAUAGUAGUAUGGAAGUGGUGAAGAUUUUGCUGGUGGUGGAGGAGAUUCGUAGUAGUAAACUGGCGGCGGCGGUGACUUGGUCGGUGGAGAUGGAGAUAUAUAGUAGUAUGGAGGAGGGGAAGACUUUAGUGCUGGUGGUGGUGGAGAUUUGUAAUAAUAAGCUGGUGGCAAUGGUGACAUCAUCGGUGGGGGUGGAGAUUUAUAGUAAUAAGGUGGUGGUGGAGACUUUAUCGGUGGAGGAGGAGAUUUGUAAUAGUAAGCUGGCGGCGGUGGUGGAGGUGGGGAUUUAUAGUAGUAAGAAGGAAGGGAAGCCUUUACUGGUGGCGGAGGAGAUUUGUAGUAGUAAGUCGGCGGUGGUGGUGACUUGGCCGGUGGAGGUGGAGAUUUAUAGUAGUAUGGAGGAGAGAGGGAGUUUCCUGGCGGCGGAGGAGAUUUAUAAUAGUAAGCAGGCAGUGGUGGUGACUUGGCUGGCAGAGGUGGAGAUUUAUUGUAGUACGGAGGCGGUAGGGAUUUCGCCGGUGGUGGAGGAGAUUUGUAGUAGUAAACUGGUGGCGGUGGUGACUUGGUCGGUGGAGGUGGAGAUUUUACCGGUGGUGGAGGAGAUUUGUAGUAGUAAACUGGUGGCGGUGGUGACUUGGCGGGUGGAGGAGGUGAUUUAUAGUAGUACC